Closterium sp. NIES-65 is the source of this 1896-nucleotide messenger RNA. The record is from the annotation of a GenBank genome assembly. Lineage: Eukaryota; Viridiplantae; Streptophyta; Zygnematophyceae; Desmidiales; Closteriaceae.
AUGCCUGGGGGUGCGGUUCUGGGGGUGCUGCGACUGGGGGUGCUGGUUCUGGGGGUGCUGCGCCUGGGGGUGCUGACUCUGGGGGUGCUGCGAGUCCUCGUGACGGUGGAGUUGUGGGUGACCCUGUUGGAGGUCCUGGCGUUGGAGGUACUAGAGGUACUUCUGGUGCUGGAGGUGCUAGAGCUACCUCUACUGGAGGUGCUGGAGCUGGAUACCCACCGCAGCCUAAUCUACUCGAGGCGCUCUCGCCGCAGGCGAUUCGUGCGUGGGUCGUUCGGCGAGGCAGUUCUGGUGGUGGAGGGUACUGCUGGAGGUACUAGAGGUACCACUGGUGCUGGAGGUACUGGAGCUGCUAGGCCUGGAGGUACUGGAGGUGCUACUGGUGCUGGAGGUGCUGCUGGUGCUAGAGGUAUUGGAGGUGCUGCUGGUGCUGGAGGUACUGGAGCUAGAGGUACUGGAGCUGCUGGUGCUGGAGGUACUGCUGGUACUGGAGGUGCUGGGGGUCCUGGAGCUGCUGGCACUGGAGGUGCUAGUACUAUUGGUGCUAGAGCUGCGGGAGUUGCUGGUCCUGGAGGUGCUCGUACUAGAGGUACUGGAGCUGCCGGAGCUGGUGGUGUUGCUCGUGCUGCAGGUGCUACUGGAGCUGCUGACCCUGGAGGUGCUGGUGCUGCUCGUGCUAGAGGCGCUGGAGCUGGAGGUGCUGGAGCUGCUGGUCCUGGAGGUGCUCGUACUAGAGGUGCUGGAGCUGUCAGAGCAGGUGGUACUGCUGGUGCUGGAGGUGCUGGAGGUGCUGGAGGUGCUACUGGAGCUACUGGCACUGGAGGUGCUGGAGGUACUGCUGGUGCUGGAGGCACUGUAGCUAGUGCUGGAGGCACUGGAGCUGGAGCUGGAGGUACUGGAGGUGCUGGAGGUGCUGGUCCUGGAGUUACUCGUACUGGAGGUGCUGGAGGUUCUACUGAAGCUGCUGGCAUUGGAGGUGCUGGAGGUACUGCUGGUGCUAGAGGUGCUGUCGCUGCAGGAGCUAGUGGUGCUGGAGGUGCGGGUGCUACUGGUGCUGGAGGUGCAGCUGGGAGUACUGGUGGAGCUGCUUGUGCUGGAGGUACGGGGGUUGCUGGUGCUCUUCGCCACCUUCUCAGUCUUCCGCCAGGUGCUACUGACUUCCCUGUGGCAGGUACUACUCCUCCGUUACUGUUUCCACCGACAGACCAGUCUCAGCCGCCGCUGCUACCGCAAUCCCCACUUCCUGCUCCUGCUCCUUACACUACGGUGACACAGUCCCGGUCUGAGCGUCGAGAGCCUGAGACUCGUGCUUCCACCCCUGAGCGUCGAGAGCCUGCGUCUAGCUUUGACCUUGAGCCCGAGCCUAGAGCCGCUGUCCGUACUCGUGUUCCUCGUGCUCAUCGCCAGCGUGCUCCAGCUGUCCCAGGCACUCAUGAUAUGACACUCCGUCCUUCCUCUGUUCCACAGCGUGUUGUCAUGACGUUACCUCCUGCGUCCUCUCUUCCUGACAUUGCUGACCCUCCGUCUGACCUUGCUCGUGCUUCCAGUCCGACUGUUACUCGCUUUCUUGCUACGGUGGUGACUGACCCUUUGUUCUCGUAUCCUGCUGCGUCUGCCUUAGUCGCUGAGCUCAUGGACUUUGCUGCUGUGUACCGCCUAAACUACCUUGCGAGUCUUGUUUCUGACCCUAUCCCUGCCUGUCCUCCGUUCAUCGGGGGUGAGACUGCCCAUGGUUGUGACAUUCUUGAGGACAGGCAGGAGGAGUUGGAGUGCCUUGCGGCUGCUGCACCCCUUCUCGCGACCAUGCUACUUGCCCCUGAGGGAGACCUGGAUGCACUUGACAUCCCCACCCUACGCUCUUACAGAGAGGCGAUUUCGGGUGAGUACUUCUCUUAG